ACCAUUAGCCUUCUCAUUAGCUCAUCAUAAACCAGUGGAGAAAUUUUCAAAGAUGAAGAGCAAAUUACACAAUUUGUUUAACAGAGCAAGGCCAUUCAUCGGUGUCAUAUUUUUACAGGUCGGGUUAGCCGGAAUGGACGUUCUAUCUAAGGCGGCGUUGAACCAAGGCAUGAGCAAUUAUGUGCUGGUUGUCUAUCGCCAUGCCGUUGCCACUCUUGUCAUGACUCCUUUUGCUGCCUUUCUGGACAAGAAGAUAAGGCCGAAGAUGACACUGCCGAUCUUUACUAAGUUACUGCUGCUGGGCUUAUUGGAGCCAAUUAUAGACCAAAACUUGUAUUACAUUGGAAUGAAGUAUACAACAGCAACAUUUGCAGCUGCUAUGUACAACAUUCUUCCUGCUGUUACCUUCCUAUUGGCUUGGGUUGUUAGGCUCGAGAGGGUAAAUAUUAAAAGUAUCCGCAGCCAAGCUAAGAUAGUCGGGACUGCAGCAACGGUUGGAGGAGCAAUGGUGAUGACCUUGUUGAAAGGUCCAAUUCUGGAUUUAUUCUGGACAAAAGCUGCCAAUCAGGAUAAAGGAAGCGGUGGGAUAGCCAUUCAUAAUUUAAUAAAAGGCGCCUUACUGAUAACAGUUGGGUGCUUCAGCUGGGCUUGUUUCAUGAUUCUUCAGGCCAUCACACUGAAAACAUACCCAGCUGAGCUUUCUCUCACAGCAUGGAUAUGCUUCUUGGGCACAGUUGAGGGCAGCAUAGUGGCACUAGUAAUGGAAAGGGGCAAAUCUAGCAUCUGGGCCAUACACUGGGACACUAAAUUAGUGGCAGUCCUCUACAGUGGAAUUGUCUGCUCAGGACUGGCUUACUACAUUCAAGGAAUAAUAAUGAAGGACAGAGGACCUGUUUUUGUGUCUGCUUUUAGUCCCCUAUGCAUGGUUAUUGUGGCAAUCGUGAGCUCCAUUGUUUUGGCAGAGCAAAUGUACCUAGGAAGGGUUAUUGGUGCCAUUAUCGUAGUUGCAGGUUUAUACCUUGUAGUCUGGGGAAAAAGCAAGGAUUACGCAUCCUCAUCAACAUCAAUUGAUGAGAAGAUACCAUCAGCUGCAGAGCAAGUAGCAGCAGAUAGUAACAUUGAGGAAAGUUCUGAUCAUGAGGCCAUCAUAAUUGACAUGUGUGAUCAAGAAAUUGUAACUAGGAAAUAACAACUACAUGGCAAAAGAUAUCCUACUACCAUCUAAAGUAUAACUUCCCUCAAUCAGAAGUUCAAGUUGCAGGCAGGUACAUCUAUAUUUCAGCAAUAUUGGUCAAUAUCCAGUUGCCAGAUCAUGCAUCGUGAACAAUCACGAUUUGUAGAAAUUCAUGCAAAAUUAAAUUUUGUUUGACUAUAAUGCAAGUGAAUUAAAUAUC
Messenger RNA from Mangifera indica (mango), 1394 nucleotides. Its product is annotated as WAT1-related protein At2g37460-like. The record is from RefSeq and is a predicted model, not a curated record. Gene Ontology annotation, cellular component: plasma membrane. NCBI's taxonomy places the organism in Eukaryota, Viridiplantae, Streptophyta, Magnoliopsida, Sapindales, Anacardiaceae. The transcript is spliced from 7 exons. Gene Ontology annotation, molecular function: transmembrane transporter activity. The coding region runs from base 53 to 1189 and encodes 378 amino acids.